Gossypium arboreum is the source of this 1667-nucleotide messenger RNA. RefSeq names its product geranylgeranyl pyrophosphate synthase, chloroplastic. The transcript has a single exon. Gene Ontology annotation, molecular function: geranylgeranyl diphosphate synthase activity. The record is from RefSeq and is a predicted model, not a curated record. Lineage: Eukaryota; Viridiplantae; Streptophyta; Magnoliopsida; Malvales; Malvaceae. Gene Ontology annotation, biological process: isoprenoid biosynthetic process. Bases 332 to 1450 code for a protein of 372 amino acids.
UUGGCUGCUGUUUGGCUGUUAUUAAAACUAAUGCGCAUCCAUUUAUUUUCCUUUUACCUUCUCUUUCGUUUUCUUUCCCCCAACUCCUCCACUUGAGCAAUCAUUUUUGUAAUACCUACACUUUCCGUCUAGUCUCCAUUGUAUGACUUUCCAUACCCAGUUUUUUUUUUGUUUUUGGAAAGUGGAAUUUGCAUUAGAAUUUUGUCACUUUUAGCUGAAUCCUGUAAGCUGCUUUCCGUUUUCAUUCAAAAUCCCCUUUCUUAACAAGAAAAACCCUAUCUUUCAGACGCUCAAAGAGAAAAAGAGAACAAAAAAAAAAAGGAAAGAAAUAAUGGCUUCAGUGAAUCUGGGUUCUUUGGUUCAAUCAUACUCCAUUUUCAACCAAGCUUCCAGAACCAAUUCCAAGUCUUUUCCUUUACCCAGAUCCUUUCCCUUCAAUCCCCUCAAGAAUAUCUCAUCUUCAACUCCCAAAAGACAUAGCUUUACAUCUCUUCCUUCGAUAUCCUCAGUCCUUACCAAAGAAGACGCGGUCAUGGAAGAAGACCAAGACCCUCAAUUACCAAGUUUUGAUUUCAAAUCAUUCAUGGUACAGAAGGGUAAUGCAGUUGACCAGGCCCUGGACUCGGCUGUUCCACUCCGUGACCCUGUUAAAAUCCAUGAAGCAAUGCGUUACUCCCUUUUAGCCGGUGGCAAAAGGGUCCGCCCGGUUCUUUGUUUGGCUUCCUGUGACCUUGUUGGUGGCAAAGAAUCCAUGGCUAUGCCAGCAGCUUGUGCUCUUGAAAUGAUCCACACCAUGUCUUUAGUCCACGAUGAUCUUCCUUGCAUGGACAACGAUGAUCUUCGUAGAGGGAAACCAACUAACCACAAAGUUUAUGGUGAAGAUAUAGCUGUGUUAGCAGGGGAUGCUCUUUUAGCCUUUUCGUUUGAACAUAUAGCUGUAUCCACAGUUGGUGUCACACCUGAGAGGAUUGUAAGAGCAAUUGGGGAAUUAGCUAAAUCUAUUGGGACUGAAGGGUUGGCGGCUGGUCAAGUUGUGGAUAUAAGCAGUGAGGGUCUAACCGAUGUGGGGUUGGAUCAUUUAGAAUUCAUUCAUGUUCAUAAAACUGCUGCUUUGCUUGAAGCAGCUGCGGUUUUAGGGGCUAUUCUUGGUGGUGGACGUGAUGAAGAUGUGGAAAAGUUGAGGAAAUUUGCAAGGAAUAUUGGGCUUUUAUUUCAAGUUGUGGAUGAUGUUCUUGAUGUAACAAAGUCAUCUAAAGAAUUAGGGAAGACUGCAGGGAAAGAUUUGGUGGCUGAUAAAGUGACUUAUCCUAAAUUGAUGGGGAUAAACAAAUCAAAGGAGUUUGCAGAGAAGUUGAAGAGUGAUGCAUUAGAGUUGCUUCAAGGGUUUGAUCCUGAGAAAUCUGCCCCCUUAAUUGCUUUAGCUAAUUAUAUAGCUUACAGGCAAAAUUAGCUUCCUCUAGUGUUUGAUAAACAGGGCUUCGAGAAAGAAGCACGUUAGUAGUAAUAAUGUUGUGAAUAGUCUACUGCAAUGUUUAUGUUCUAAAGCUCUCAUCAAUGGUGGAUGUAAUUGUUAAAUUCAGUUCUUCCUCAAUUUGUUGGUCUUAUAUAUGAGUUCUUACUCUGAAUCUGGAACUUUUUAUCAAUAAAUACAAUGAUAAAUUUGGUGA